AAGCUCUAACCUUCCCCUUUCUAUCUCUUAAAUUCUAAAUCAGGUUCCUGUUCUCUUUGCUUGUUGAACGCAGUCGAAACCCUAGCGAUCAUCAUUCUGUGUUUGAAUUUUUUUUGUGUACCGAGAGAGCUCAGAAGAAAGAAAUGGCGACAUUCGAGCAAGCUCCACCCGGUGAUCCAAAGGCCGGAGAGAAGAUCUUUAAGACUAAAUGCGCCCAGUGCCACACCGUCGAAAAGGGCGCCGGCCACAAACAAGGACCCAAUUUGAAUGGGCUUUUCGGAAGGCAAUCUGGGACAACUGCUGGGUAUUCCUACUCUGCAGCUAACAAGAACAUGGCUGUGAUAUGGGAAGAGAAGGCUUUGUACGAUUACUUGCUCAAUCCGAAGAAGUACAUUCCUGGAACUAAGAUGGUCUUCCCUGGAUUGAAGAAGCCACAGGAGCGUGCAGAUCUCAUUGCCUAUCUGAAGGAUGCAACUGCCUGAUCUUCUUGAUUAGUAUGGAUAUUUAGCAAAUGAUUUGUGACAUUAGUUACUGUCCCAAACAAUUUAUUUUUUCGAAGGAAGACAAAACUAUCCACUUUUUGAAAUAAGAUGGAUUAAGGCUCAAAGAUGCUCUUUGCCAUAAGUGUUCAGAUGAGGAGGGGAAAAAAAUUUCUUUUGUAAGACCCUUUUCAUGAGGAAUUUCAUGAGCCUGUGAUAAUUUUUUUUUAUAGCCCAUACCAUCAACUGAUCUGUCUAUUCUGAUGAAAUUUUACAUUAUGAAUUUUGGUUUCUAUUA
Hevea brasiliensis (rubber tree) is the source of this 777-nucleotide messenger RNA. Its product is annotated as cytochrome c. The transcript has 3 exons. Gene Ontology annotation, biological process: mitochondrial electron transport, cytochrome c to oxygen; mitochondrial electron transport, ubiquinol to cytochrome c. The coding region runs from base 144 to 482 and encodes 112 amino acids. NCBI's taxonomy places the organism in Eukaryota, Viridiplantae, Streptophyta, Magnoliopsida, Malpighiales, Euphorbiaceae. Gene Ontology annotation, molecular function: electron transfer activity; heme binding. Gene Ontology annotation, cellular component: mitochondrial intermembrane space. The record is from RefSeq and is a predicted model, not a curated record.